Molecule: messenger RNA, 1359 nt
Organism: Hydractinia symbiolongicarpus
Lineage: Eukaryota; Metazoa; Cnidaria; Hydrozoa; Anthoathecata; Hydractiniidae
Product: thymidylate synthase-like
Exons: 8
Coding region: 224-1213 (329 amino acids)
Biological process (GO): dTMP biosynthetic process
Cellular component (GO): mitochondrion; cytosol
Molecular function (GO): thymidylate synthase activity
Source: RefSeq, a predicted model, not a curated record
UUUUAUCUUUGGACAUCUCUGGCCUAGCAAAUAAAUAUGAAGUAUCCACACUCAAUGCGUAGCUAGUCAACCUGAUAGAAAAUACUAACACACGUUCCUAUUUUCUUAAAAACCUGUAGCUAUGAUUUUUUAGUGCUUUAUAUGCACUUAGCUAUAGCUAGCAUUUUAACAAAUAUUUUAAAGUCGGUGAAAAUUAACACAUUUAGAGUGUUACUAAAAGAAUAUGGCCACAAUAGCUGAAAAUACAACCUCCACGAUCACAGAUACAUCUAAAAAACUUGUUUCACCACAACGUGAUGUUAAAAACAAGGAGAACAUAAAACCAUGUAAAAGAAAAGAAAGAGAUGAUUCACAUGAUGAAUACCAAUAUUUAGACUUGAUCAAUCAAAUUAUUAAAACUGGUAAUGUCAAAGGUGACAGAACAGGCACUGGCACUAUUUCUAUUUUUGGUGCACAAAUGAGAUUUAAUCUUCGUGAAUCAUUCCCACUGCUCACAACAAAGCGUGUCUUUUGGAGAGGUGUGGCAGAAGAAUUGCUGUGGUUUAUAAAAGGGUCUACUGAUGGUCAUAUCUUGACAAAUAAAAAUAUUCACAUUUGGGAUGCAAAUGGUUCAAGAGAAUUUCUUGACAAACAGAAUUUGCAUGAUCGUGAAGUUGGAGACCUUGGUCCAAUAUAUGGCUUUCAGUGGCGCCAUUUUGGGGCCACAUACAAAGAUAAAUAUGCAGAUUACACUGGCCAAGGUGUUGAUCAACUUGCUAAUAUUAUACAUACAAUAAAAACAAAUCCUAAUGAUAGAAGAAUGAUAAUGGCUGCCUGGAAUCCUGCAGAUAUCCCCAAAAUGGCGUUACCGCCCUGUCAUUCAUUCUGUCAGUUUUACGUUGCAAAUGGAGAAGUGUCAUGUCAAAUGUAUCAACGCUCAUGUGAUAUGGGUCUUGGAGUUCCAUUUAACAUUGCAAGUUAUGCUCUGCUGACAUGUAUGGUUGCACAUGUGUGUGAAUUGAAGCCUGGAGAUUUUAUUCACUGUUUGGGUGAUGCGCAUGUUUACAGUAACCACGUUGAAGCCUUAAAAACUCAGAUCGAGCGGACACCUCGCCCGUUUCCGACACUUACGUUUAAACGCAAAAUCACAAAUAUCGACGACUUUACGUUCGAUGAUUUUCAAUUGGACGAUUAUAAGCCCCAUCCUAAAAUCAAAAUGGAUAUGGCUGUUUGAAACGAAAAAGUACGAACGUAAAAUGCUGUGCAAUCAUCGCAUAUGUGUAAUGUGAUACUAAAUAAAGUGCGUGCAAACAUGAUGUAAGAAAGUCUGGACUGUAAAAAGUUUGAUUUAAUACACGAUGUGUUUAGUUGUGGUCAUUA